Messenger RNA from Anoplopoma fimbria (sablefish), 5498 nucleotides. RefSeq names its product melanoma receptor tyrosine-protein kinase-like. Gene Ontology annotation, cellular component: signaling receptor complex; basal plasma membrane. The record is from RefSeq and is a predicted model, not a curated record. Lineage: Eukaryota; Metazoa; Chordata; Actinopteri; Perciformes; Anoplopomatidae. Gene Ontology annotation, biological process: cell differentiation; positive regulation of epithelial cell proliferation; multicellular organism development. Gene Ontology annotation, molecular function: ATP binding; epidermal growth factor binding; epidermal growth factor receptor activity.
CAGACAGGUGGACAGACAGACAGGUGGACUCCUCUCGGCUCUCUGCUCCUCUCAUGGAGAAACGUUUCGUCCUCCAGAAGCAGAAGCAGAUCUUUCCAGGUGUGUGAGUCGGACAUGAGGCUGUGCGGAGGAGGAGGAGGAGGAGGAGCUGCUGCUGCUGCUGCUGCUGCUGCUCGGCCGCUGCUGCUGCACCGACCCCGGCCGGACAGUGUGUCGGGGAAUGAAGAACUUCCUGACGUUGUUGGGGACUCCUGAUAUUCACUAUGAGAACAUGGUGAAGAUGUACACCAACUGCUCCGUGGUCCUGGAGAACCUGGAGGUCACCCACACCCAGCAGCACCAUGACCUGUCCUUCCUCCAGACCAUCGAGGAAGUGGGCGGCUACGUUCUGAUCGCCAUUAACGAGGCCGACAUCCCGCUGGUCAAUCUGAAGCUGAUCCGAGGCCAGAACCUCUACGAGAACCAGUUCGCCCUGCUGGUGAUGUCCAACUACAACCAGAACCACUCGUCUGCAACGCUCAACUACACCAGCGGGGUGAAGCAGCUGCUGCUCAGCAGCCUGACGGAGAUUCUGAAAGGAGGCGUGAAGAUGACCCACAAUCCUUUGCUGUGCAACGUCGAGACCAUCCAGUGGUGGGACAUCCUGGACAAAGACAGCAACUCCAGCAUGCUUUUCAAGACGGACACCUUCACGCGUACCUGUGAGAAGUGUGACCCCAGGUGUGUUAACGGCUCGUGUUGGGCUGCCGGACCGGAUCACUGCCAGAGAUUCACCAGGCUGCCGUGUGCCGAGCAGUGCAGCAGGAGGUGUCGCGGCCCGAAACCCAGCGACUGCUGCAACGAACACUGUGCAGCCGGCUGCUCUGGCCCUCGAGCCACCGACUGCCUGGCCUGCAGGGAUUUAAACGAUGACGGGACCUGUAAAGACGCUUGUCCACCUCUGACACUCUACGACCCCAAGACCCACCAGGUGGUCAACAACCCCAACGCCAAGUUCACCUUCGGGGCGACCUGCGUCAAGGCCUGUCCACAUAACUACGUGGUGGCGGGAGGAUCGUGUGUUCGUACCUGCAGUGCUGGGAUGUACGAGGUGGAGGAGAACGGGGUCCAGCGCUGUAAAGACUGCGAUGGUCCCUGUCCUAAAGCCUGUGACGGCGUUGGGGUCGGCACUCUGAUCAACACCAUAGCCGUCAACGCCUCCAACAUCGAAUCCUUCAGGAACUGCACGAAGAUCAUCGGGGACGUCUUAAUCAUCACAACCUCCUUCAAUGGCGACCCGCACUAUAAAAUCCCGCCCAUGGACCCGGCUAAACUGGAGUACUUCAGGACGGUGAAGGAGAUCACAGGCUUCCUGCUGAUCCAGUUUUGGCCGGAGAAUCUGACCUCUCUGUCAGUGUUUGAGAACCUGGAGAUCAUCAGAGGAAGAACAACCCACUCUCAGUACAGUUUGUUGGUGAUGUGGGUGAAGAACCUCCGCUGGCUGGGUCUGCGCUCUCUGAAGGAGGUGAGUGCCGGUCAAGUGAUAAUAAAGGGCAACUCUCAGCUCUGCUACAUCCGACCCGACCAGUGGACCCGCCUCUUCCGAUCCAGGGACCAGACUGCCAAAAUGCUCAACAACGCUCGCCCAGACGUCUGCGAGCAACAGAAUCGAACCUGUGACCUGGAGUGUACAGAUGAGGGCUGUUGGGGUCCAGGUCCCGCCAUGUGUGUCUCCUGUCGCCGUUACAACCGUAGGGGGCGCUGUGUGGCGCUCUGCAACCUGCUGCAGGGCGAGCCCAGAGAGGUGGUGGUGAACAGCAACUGUGUGGAGUGUCACCCAGAGUGUCUGCUGGAGACCGGGAUCCAGACCUGCAGAGGACCGGGUCCAGACCAGUGUUCCCAGUGCGCCCACUUUAAAGACGGCCCCCACUGCGUGCCGCGCUGCCCCCACGGUGUGCUGGGAGGCGGAGACACGCUGAUCUGGAGUUACGCCGACAGGACCGGCCAGUGCCAGCCCUGCCACCAGAACUGCACCCAGGGGUGUUCAGGUGCUGGACUGUCAUGGUGCAUCGGUGCUGCCACCACCUCCACGCUGGCGGUGGGCGUGGUUGGCGGGCUCCUGAUGGCGGUCAUCGUGUCGUUGGUUAUCUUUGUGUUGCUGCGGCGACGGAGAAUCAGGGAGAAGAGGACGACGCGCCGCCUGCUGCAGGAGAGAGAGCUGGUGGAGCCGUUGACUCCCAGCGGUGAGGCUCCUAAUCAGGCGCUGCUGAGGAUCCUGAAGGAGACGGAGUUAAAGAAAAUCCGAGUGCUCGGCUCCGGGGCCUUCGGGACCGUCUUCAAGGGUCUGUGGAUCCCUGAAGGAGAGAACGUGAGGAUCCCAGUAGCCAUUAAAGUUCUCCGAGAGGCCACGUCACCUAAAGCCAACAAAGAAAUCCUGGACGAGGCGUAUGUGAUGGCGAGCGUGGAUCACCCUCAUGUGUGUCGUCUGCUGGGGAUCUGCCUGACGUCGUCGGUCCAGCUGGUGACUCAGCUGAUGCCGUACGGCUGUCUGCUGGACUACGUCCGACACCACAGGGACCACGUCGGCGCCCAGUGGCUGCUGAACUGCUGCGUCCAGAUCGCCAAGGGCAUGGACUACCUGGAGGAGCGUCACCUGGUGCAUCGAGACCUGGCGGCGAGGAACGUCCUGGUGAAAACUCCCAACCACGUCAAGAUCACCGACUUCGGCCUCGCCAAGCUGCUGACAGCCGACGAGAAGGAAUACCACUCUGACGGAGGAAAGGUUCCCAUUAAGUGGAUGGCGUUGGAGUCGAUCCUACAGUGGACCUACACCCAUCAGAGUGAUGUCUGGAGCUUUGGUGUGACGGCGUGGGAGCUCAUGACGUUCGGGUCCAAGCCGUACGACGGCAUCCCGGCCAGCGAGAUGUCCUCGGUGCUGGAGAGAGGAGACCGGCUGCCCCAGCCCCCCAUCUGCACCAUCGACGUCUACAUGAUCAUGGUGAAAUGUUGGAUGAUCGACCCGUCCAGUCGUCCCCAGUUCAGAGAGCUGAUAAUGGAGUUCUCAAAGAUGGCCAGAGAUCCAUCCAGAUACCUGGUUGUGCAGGGCGACCUCCCCAGUCCGACAGACAGCAGGUUUUACUCUCGCCUGAUGAGCUCAGACGACAUGGAUGAUGUGGUCGACGCCGACGAGUACCUGCUACCUUACAAAGGAACGGGUCACCAUGACAACCGUCCCUGCAACGCCACGAACGGGCGUCCAGUCAGAGAGAACAGCGUCGCUCUGCGUUACAUCACAGAUCCCACUCACAACGUGCUGGAUAAAGAGGACUUCACCAGCCACGAGUACAUGAACCAGAGUCUGAGUGAAACCAGUCGGAGCAGCAGGCUGUCCGAGGUUUUGAAUCCCAACUACGAGGACUUGAGCCUGGGCUGGGGCGCCGCCUCGCUCCGCCCCCCUCUGGAGGACCUGAAGUCUUUGGGACCUGAGUACCUGAACACGGCCCAGAGCUCGCUCCCGGCAGCCAGCGACAGCCUGGACAACCCGGACUACCAGGCCGACUUCCUGCCGCGGCCCACGCCCUCCACCACCAACACCACCACUCUAACUAUGAACGCUCUGUUCCUGCCUGCGGCGGAGAACCUGGAGUACCUGGGUCUGGGUGCUGCACUGCACGCCCCCGUCCGCUAGGGGGCAGCAGCAUCAACUAGACGUGAAACCGAGCGUCACGGCGUUAUUUACCUGAGCUGCUUUUAUUGUAAAGUUCUGACUGAGCAGCAGCAUCUCUUUUGCAACACUGGAACACAACCUGCACGCUGAGCAUUGCUCAACGGCACUCAGGCAGCAGUUUCUGAGGAAGAGGAGAGCCAGUCUUUUAUUGCUGGGAUUCAAACCAACAUAACUCUGUUUCCUUGAACCUCUAAAUGGCUGCAAUCCCGUUUUUUUCAGAGCCGUUGAGACAAAACACUUCAGUUUCAGCAGAUCAGGGAUUUGAUUGGUCCAUCCAGGACGAGGACAGACACUAGAGACGAGGACAAAGUUUAAGAGGCACAGCAGCACAAUAAAUACCUGCGUUCUCCUCCACUCCACCUUUCCUUUGCAUCCCUCGCUCAUCAACAUUGUCAUGUAUUUCCUGGUCAACACUAAAAACAGGAGCUGUGAAAUCAGGACGUUGUGCACAGAGGUUUAAAAUGUGCAGACGACCCACCAAAGAAGAAGAAAUGAAAUGUUUCCUUGUCAUUAGCACGUUGUGAUUCAUCCUGAGCUCCUGAUACUAGAGGCUGUCAGGGGACAGUAUUCAGGAACACAUGAUCAGAACCAGCAGCACAGUGGCGCCCCCAGCUGGUGGUGUUCGGCUCUGCAGAUAAACUGAUUUACACUGUUAGACAUUUAAAAUAUCUCUGCUGAAAGAAAAGUCCUCUGUUUCUUGUUAGAACGUGAACAUUUCUCUUUGAACAAGAUAUUUCUCAUGUUAUUAACUUUUGUUUUUGGUGACACCAGGCAGCAUUUAAAGUCAGACAUGUAAUAAAUGGUUUAUAACAGACUCUAAAGCUGUCAUAAGCAGAUAUGAGGACAUAUUUCAUUUCAUUAUAUAAUCAUUCAUGAUCUGUUCAUACAUUAGCCUCCCCUUCAGUCUGUCCACAGGAGGAGUUAACGUUGAUGAUAUUAUAGUCUGUUAUAAAGCAUUUAUUACAUGUUCAUGUUUUUAUUUCCUGCUGUGGACAUUUUUAAAGUUUCUGCUCAGAUCAGUUUGUGUUUUUUGUCCAAAGAAGGCGAGUUUCUUCUGAUGCAGACAGCUGCACGCUGGAAUAACGGUGUAAAUAUUAUUAAUAUUAAAAUAUUAAGUGUGUUCACAUGUUGGAUGAAUAAGGAGCUUCUUGAACCAGGAGGAAAGGGUUUCAGGCUGUUUCACCACUUAAAUCACACAGAAAGGUAAAUCUCAUGGACACAAGUGGACGUUUGUGAAACGAGGAACAGCUUCUGUCAUCGUUUGUCCUGAAACACGGGGAGUUAAGCGUUGAUGAGUUUGUACUGAAGUGAGAAAUGUUGGUUCUUCUGCCUUUACUUGACGAGAAAAGCUGUGAUUGACUGUUACUGCACGCGGACUAUUAACCACCACGGCUUGUUUCCUGUUUGUCACUCAAAUGAACGGAAGCUGAGCCUCUGGCUGAGGAACGUUCUCCAGGUUCUCCAGGACGUUCAUCAUUCAUCUAAAGAGAAUAAACGUUUGUUCUCCAGGUUCUCCAGGACGUUCAUCAUUCAUCUAAAGAGAAGAAAUGUUGAGUCUCCUCUCGUUGCUUCACAUCUUUAAAAAGCUUUCUCAACGUUUUUUGCUUUUCACCUCACACAACAGGAAACACUCUUUUUACAGUUAUAUGUAUCUUUGAAUUCACAGCGUUUUGGAGUCGUUUUUUUGUGUUAAUUCAAGAUGUAAAUUAAAAUAUGGAAACAAACUUACUGUGGCAAUAUUUGCUAAAAUGUUGAAUCUGAAAGAAAUGUAUAAUUAAAUAACAAAAUAUUG